This is a messenger RNA of Nezara viridula (southern green stink bug), 1257 nucleotides long. The record is from the annotation of a GenBank genome assembly. NCBI's taxonomy places the organism in Eukaryota, Metazoa, Arthropoda, Insecta, Hemiptera, Pentatomidae.
AUGGACGAUCAGUCAGAUCCAGAGACUUGGAAGGUAAUGGUCCCCGUAUCUUUGCGGACUUCUAUCAUUAAUGAGAAUCAUGAUUCCUGGUGGGCAUGUCAUCCAGGUCAAACUCACACAGCAGCGCGAAUUUUUGAGAGGUUAUACUGGCCAGACUUGCGGGACCAUGUUGCAACGUACGUCCACAAUCGCCAUUCUUGUAAUAUGAGAAAAAGCCCAAGAGGGUUAGCUGUUCCACUGGGCCCUCUGUUAGAAGGAUCAAUUAAGGAAUAUGUUUCGGCAAUAAAAAAUAGACUUACCGACAUUCAUAAAAAAGCGAACGAAUCGGCGAGGGAGGCUUGGGAAAUUCGGACUCGAAACCAUGAUUUCGAAAAGACCUUGCAUGAAUAUCAGGAAGGAGAACUGGUUUAUUUAUUUGAACGAGUUUCACAUCAAGAGCAGUCGAGGAAAUUCAGACAUUCGUGGUCAAGACCGCAUAAGAAGGAUGACCAUUCAAUAACAUUAAAACGUGUAGCAAAGUUAGUAGCUAUACCACCAUCUAAAAACGAUUACGAGGAAUAUGUCGAUGAAGUUGUCGAACACUGUUAUGCCGUGACUAUACCUGAUCAUACGCCUGAGAAUGCCGGACAUGCCCAGCCAAGUCUCCAUAUUGGUGUGCUACCUAUUCAGACUAAUGCUCCAGAGAAGGAGAUUCAAGAAUACGUCACUGCCUGUGCUACCUGGGAGAUUAGAACACGGGUCGUUGUAUCUACCGAUUUACAUCUGGAUCAUGUAUAUAAAGGUCUAUAUCCUGUAAAUAAAGUACCCUUUGGUGAUAAACUGAGGGGAUCCAACCAGAUCUUUUCAAAUAAUGUAUUUGGAGAUAUCCGGGAUGUCCUCGCAACGGCAGGACUUAUUGCUGGAGGCACAGUCGUGGAUAAAGUGGAAGUGGGGACUUGUGUGGAUCUUUGGAGGACGGUAGACCACUCCAAUACAAAUAAAUCCACCAGAUGCCCGAACCUCAAGAACCAGAUACUCUGGGUGAUUUUCUACAUAUCUCGAGGUCUGCGACUAGCACCCCUCGAUCACCGCAAUUUAAGGGACUCACGACAGGCACCAGAUCCUCGGCCGGGUCGACUUCCUCGCCCCAAUGGCCCACUCUUAUAUCAAGUAUUGGCAUCCCGAAAUAACAAGCAUAAUCGAGUGCAAAACUCUACGGCAAAUUGUGACACAAUUACCAUUGAGAUUAAUUGGACAAGGGCGCGUGUUAAGUAUUGA